Molecule: messenger RNA, 2691 nt
Organism: Fonticula alba
Lineage: Eukaryota; Rotosphaerida; Fonticulaceae
Exons: 8
Coding region: 180-2474 (764 amino acids)
Biological process (GO): DNA replication; double-strand break repair via break-induced replication; DNA replication initiation
Cellular component (GO): MCM complex; nucleus
Molecular function (GO): single-stranded DNA helicase activity; 3'-5' DNA helicase activity; ATP binding
Source: RefSeq, a predicted model, not a curated record
CCCUGCCGCCCUUCCUCCUCUCCGCCCCCGCCUCCCUCUCCCUUUCCCUGGACCUGGACUUUCCAAGAAGCGGUCCUUCCCCUCUGCUUGUUGCGUUUCCCCCUCCCCUCCCCCGGUAAUAGCCAGCCUGGUGUUGUCCCUCCUCCCCGACGCCACGGACCCCCCUUCACAAGAGCAACAUGUCCGGCUUCGACAGGGGCCGCAUCUUCACCGCCCAGAUGUCGGGCGGCACUGUCGCCAGCGAGGAUGGCGGCGCCAGCGAGGGCAUGCACCAGCAGAAGCAGCAAUCGCAGAAGUCCUUCCUGGAGCGUCAGUUCCAGAGCUUCAUCCGCGACUUCCAGCUGGACAACGAAUUCAUCUACCGUGAGCAGCUUGUGCAGAACUACAACACCCACCAGUACUUCCUGGAGGUGGACCUGGCCCAUCUGACGGCUUUCGAUGAGCUGCUCGUGCAGCAAAUCAACCGCAACCCCUCGGAGAUUUUGCCCCACUUUGAGGAUGCGGUUCGCUCGUAUGCGGCCCACCUCCAUGCCGAGGAGCAGCUCCUGGCCCCGGAGUCCGAAGAGGCCGACGGGUCUCAGCUCCGGAUGGACACGGUCCCGGAGUUCCAGAUCCUGCUGUCCUCUCCGGCCAAUGCGGUGCCCAUCCGUGAUCUGACCUCGGACCACAUUUCGCGCCUGAUCCGCGUGCCCGGCAUCAUCAUCAGCGCGUCGACCGUCAGUGCCAAGGCCACGCGCCUGCACAUUGUCUGCCGGAGUUGCGGCCACAACAUGAAGCUGCGCCUGCGGGCUGGUAUUUCCGGUGCGGCGCUGCCACGCUCCUGCCAGCGGGCGCAGGUGGACAUGCAUCAGAGCACCACCACCGAGGCCACCCGGUGCCCAAUCGAUCCGUACCUGAUCAUGCCCGACCGGUGCUCCUUCAUCGACCAGCAGACGGUCAAGCUCCAGGAGGCCCCGGAGCAAGUCCCCGUCGGUGAGCUGCCGCGCAACAUGCUGGCCACGCUGGACCGGUACUUGGCCAAUAGCACGCGCUCGGUCCCCGGCACGCGCGUGACCAUUGUCGGUGUCUAUUCCAUCUUCCAGGGCCGGGCGAGCCGCGGGUCGAGCGGCGGCGGCGCCGCCGUGCGCAGCGCCUACAUCCGUGCCAUCGGCAUCGAGGUGGAUGGGGACAGCUCGGGUCGUGCGCCCAAGCGCUCUUUCACCGAGGCCGAGGAGGCGGCCAUGCUGCGUCUGGCCCGGCAGCCGGACAUCUACGAGAAGUUUGCCCGGUCGGUGGCCCCAUCGAUCUACGGGUAUGAUGACAUCAAGCGGGCGGCCACGUGCCUGCUGUUCGGCGGGUCGCGCAAGCAAUUGGCCGAUGGCAUGCGCCUGCGUGGCGAUGUCAAUGUCCUGCUCCUGGGUGACCCGGGCACGGCCAAGUCCCAGCUGCUGAAGUUCAUCGAGCGGGUGGCCCCCAUCGGCGUGUACACCAGCGGCAAGGGGUCCAGUGCGGCGGGCUUGACGGCGUCCGUCGUGCGGGAUGCCGCUUCGCGGGAGUUCUACCUCGAGGGCGGGGCCAUGGUUCUGGCUGAUGGUGGUGUGGUGUGCAUCGAUGAGUUUGACAAGAUGCGCGAGGAGGACCGCGUGGCCAUCCACGAGGCCAUGGAGCAGCAAACCAUCUCCAUUGCCAAGGCCGGCAUCACCACCGUGCUCAACUCCCGGACGUCGGUCAUGGCUGCGGCCAACCCGGUGUUCGGCCGGUAUGAUGACAUGAAGUCCCCCGGCGAGAACGUGGACUUCCAGUCGACCAUUCUCUCGCGUUUCGAUCUGAUCUUCAUCGUCAAGGACGAGCACAGCCACGACAAGGACAUGAGCCUGGCUCGCCAUGUGAUUCGAGUGCACUCCGGCGGCAGCAGCGCCAGUCUCUCGGCCUCCGAGCAGGCGGCCGGCGAGUUGGACAUGUCCACCAUGAAGACCUUCAUCUCUUAUGUUCGGUCGCGCUGUGCCCCCCGCCUCUCGCCGGAGGCGGCUGACAAGCUGGCCAACCACUUUGUGUCCAUUCGCUCGGCGGUCCGCGCGCACGAGGCCGACUCGCACACUCGCUCCACCAUUCCGAUCACCAUUCGCCAGCUGGAGGCCAUCAUCCGCAUUUCGGAGAGCCUGGCCAAGAUCCGCCUGGCUCCGUUUGCCGGGCCGGAGCAUGUCGAGGAGGCGCUCCGCCUCUUCCAGGUGUCCACCCUGAGUGCGGUCCAAAGUGGCCAGAUGAUUGACGGCGUCAUGCGGGACAAUGUCCUGGAGGAGGUCGAGCGCGUGGAGCGGGAGAUCCGCCGCCGGGUGCCGGUCGGCUCGCGCAUCCCCUCGCAGCUUCUGAGCAACGACCUGAUCGGCCGGCGGAACUUCUCCAAGACCGCCGUCGAGAAGGCCCUGCAGGUGAUGCUCCGCCGGCAGGAGCUUCGCCACAUCAACCAGCGCCGCGUGGUGGAGCGGAUGUUCUGAGGGCCAUUUGCUUGUCGGCUGUGUUCGCCCGCCCCCCUGCGGCCUCGGUGGCCUCCUGGCCUCGUUCCCCUCGGCUCCCUCUCUCCCGGUGUCCCGUCCUUGUGUUUAUGCUCGGCUCUUUUUGCCAGUCCCAUCUCCCCCCUCCCUCGCUCCGGCGCCUUCAUUCAGACAUACACACAUGUCUUCAUGCGUGCAUGAAUAUAUCUGCCCUCUUCAA